AUGGCACAAGUCAACAUCUUGGCCUACACAGCCCUGCGCUGGUUCUUUGAAUUUUGUAUCAGCUUAUUCUACGCAAAUGUGAGCGUCAAAGGAACUGAAAACAUUCCAAAGAAGGUUCCAGUUAUUUUUACUGUUAAUCAUUACAAUGGUCUUGUGGAUGGUGUUAUCAUUUAUUCACAAGUGAGUAAGAGAAUUGUGAGGAGUGUUGCAAAAGCAGAGCUAUUUAAAUUACCUUUAUUAGGAACUUUCCUUAAAUUAUUAGGAACAAUUCCAGUAGUUCGUCAACAAGACAUCACCAAAGAUGAAGAGGAGCAAAGAAGACUAUCCAAUCAAGCAGCAAUAAAUGCAAUGGCUGAAGUAUUGAAAGCAAAUGACUGCCUUGUGAUAUUUCCAGAGGGAACUAGUCACAAUAAUUCUACCUUGACAAAGAUUAAAACAGGAUUUGCAAGAGCAGCAUUGCAAGCUCUUGAUUCUGAUGAACAUAUUUCAAAAGUCGUUGUAGUACCUGUAGGGUUGAAUUAUGAUUCAAAGAAUGAGUUUAGAUCUGACGUAUUUAUUCAAUUCGGAAGACAAAUUAUCAUUGACCGAUCUCAUUUGUCCGAGUUUAAAAAAGACAGCACAAAAUUAUUGGAUAAUUUAGCUGAUGUGGUUAGAAAAGGAAUGCAACAUGUGACUGUAGUUGCAAAUGAUCCUGAAACCAUUUCUGCUGCACACAUUGCAAGAUCAUUAGUGAGAAAAAGGUCCAAUCCAUUGUCACAAGAAGAAUAUAUCUUUCUGACUCAAAAAUUUAUUGAUGUGUUUGAAAAACAAGAAGAUGCCAAACAAGUGUUUGCUACUUUAAAACAGUUAAGCUCACACAUGAGAUUGUUAAACAUGAAAUACUCAGAACUUUCAAUGAGAUACUUUUUUAUUAGAAAAUUGUUGACACUACUUGUCACAUUACCAGUGACACUUCCUGGGUCAAUUUACCAUUUACCAGUUGGACUUGUGAGCAGCUAUUUCGGAAAGAAGAUUUCACAAGGAUAUAGAGAUCAAGAAGCUCACUACAUUCUUAUGAUGAUGAUUUUCCUUUUACCGUUGUAUUAUAUAUUCACAGCAAUCAUCCUCACCAUUAUGUUUAGCUUCAAAUUUGCUCUCAUUUGUGCUCUCUUAUUGGCUGUGAGUGGAGUGAUUGCAGUUCAUUUACGACCAGUCGGUUACACUAUUCAUUUGUUCAAAUCUUUUGCAAAGUUAAUACUUGUGAAUCGAGAAGAAUUAUUAAGAAUUCAAAAACAGCUGAGAGCUGACCUCCCCCCACUCAUUUCCAAGCACAUGAAAGAAGUUCUUUCUAGAGGCAUUUUGGAUGAAGAAAUUGAGAGUCGUUGCCAAGGUUAUCUCAAGCAGCAAUAA
Naegleria lovaniensis is the source of this 1389-nucleotide messenger RNA. RefSeq lists its product as uncharacterized. The coding region runs from base 1 to 1389 and encodes 462 amino acids. Gene Ontology annotation, cellular component: endoplasmic reticulum membrane. The transcript has 4 exons. Lineage: Eukaryota; Heterolobosea; Eutetramitea; Acrasida; Naegleriidae. The record is from RefSeq and is a predicted model, not a curated record. Gene Ontology annotation, biological process: phospholipid biosynthetic process. Gene Ontology annotation, molecular function: glycerol-3-phosphate O-acyltransferase activity; glycerone-phosphate O-acyltransferase activity.